Salvia splendens (bonfire salvia) is the source of this 924-nucleotide messenger RNA. Its product is annotated as receptor-like protein 18. The transcript is spliced from 3 exons. The record is from RefSeq and is a predicted model, not a curated record. NCBI's taxonomy places the organism in Eukaryota, Viridiplantae, Streptophyta, Magnoliopsida, Lamiales, Lamiaceae. Gene Ontology annotation, molecular function: DNA binding; protein binding. Bases 1 to 924 code for a protein of 307 amino acids.
AUGGCUGACGAACAUCAAUCUCAGAGUGCGCCAGGCACCCAAAUGUCCCAAAGCCAAGGCUUUUCAAGCUCCGGGUCAACAGCUCAAAGAGUUGCACAAGCAAAUGAUUCAACCGACCCAGCAUGGAAGUAUUGCACAAUGCCAGAUGUGACAAAAAAGAAUUCUCUGAAGUGUAACUUUUGUGGUAAACUUUGCCAUGGUGGUAUAACUAGGAUCAAGUACCACCUUGGAAAUGUUCCUAAGUCUAAUGUUGCAAAGUGCACUCUUGUUCCAUCUGAUGUUAAGGAGGAAAUGCUUCAAUUACUUGGCCAAAAAACUACUGUCAAGCAAAGGAAGACUAAGGAGAAAGAGGAAGAUAGAGCUGUUGUGGAUUUGAGCCAUUCAGAGGGAGAAGGAAGUGAUGACGGUAGAAAUUCUGUUGUUGCACUGAAGAGAAUGGAAACACUCCCUCAACUUUGCACCCACAUCUUGACGUCAAAUAAGUUCAAUGGUAUGAUGUUGGUGGCUUCAAACACUGAGCAAUCAUUUCCAAAGUUGCAAGUCUUGGAUGUAUCACAAAACGCAUUCGUUGAUUUUAUGCCUGAUAGAUAUUUCAAGAAUUUUCUAGGUAUGAUAGAUGCUAAGGAAAAUCGGACCGAUGAUGAAGCGUAUUGGUUUCUAAGAUUUAUGGAAUUGAAGCUCACGGUGAAAGGAUUGGAGCAAUUGUUGACAACGUUUACAACUAUCGAUUUGUCCUGCAAUAGAUUCUCUGGGAGCAUCCCACCUUCUCUAGGGAAUCUAAACUCGCUUAGAUACUUGAAUUUGUCCCACAAUACCCUCAUGGGACACAUACCGCCAUCUCUUGGAGGUAUGAGUUUGCUCGAGUCAUUGGACUUGUCUUCAAACAAACUGAAUGGAGAAAUUUUGAGUCAAUUGCAAGAUUGA